GUGUGUGCAUCUUCUGUGCAGGGCUGCUCGUGGUCGGUCAUCUUUGUGGAUCUGGACGCUCACAAUCGGAACAGACAGACCCUGUGUUCCCUCCUGCCCAGGGAGUCCAGGUCUCAUAACACGGACGCCGCCCUCCUGCCAUGCAUCAGCUACCCAGCCUUCGCCGUGGACGACGACGCCCUGUACUCCCAGACGCUGGACAAGAUCGUGCGCAAGCUGAAGGGCAAGUACGGCUUCAAGCGCUUCCUCCGCGACGGCUACCGCACGGCCAACGAGGACAAGAACCGCCUCCACUACAAGCCAGCGGAGAUAAAGGACUUUGACGGCAUCGAGUGCGAGUUCCCGAUCUUUUUCAUCUACAUGGUGAUUGACGGUGUGUUCCGUGGGAAUUCCGCUCAAGUUAAGGAAUACCAGGAGCUUCUGGAGAAGGUCAUGUUCCAGGCUUUUGAUGGUAACGCUGUCGUGCCCAAGUACUACCACGUGCCAGCAGACUUUGUGGAGGCGGAGCAGAAGACGCGUGGCAGCCAGAAGCGUUUCCCUAGCAACACGGGCCAGGACGGGAUGCUCUUCCUCUGGGGCCAGGCCAUGUACAACAUCGCCAAGCUGCUGGUGGACGGCCUGAUUAGCCCUAAAGAGAUUGACCCCAUCCAUCGCUACGUGCCCCAGCAGGACCAGAGGAACGUCAGCAUGAGAUACUCCAACCAGGGCCCUAUUGAAAAUGACGUGGUGAUACAUGUUUCCCUGAUUGCAGAAAGUCAACGACUCCAGGUUUUCCUGAACACCUACGGCAUCCAGACUCAGACCCCACAGCAGGUGGAGCCCAUUCAGAUCUGGCCCCAGAAAGAACUGGUCAAGGCUUACCGCUUCUUGGCCAUCAACAACAAGCUUGGUUUGAGUGGUCGUCCUGACAGACCAGUGGGUUGCCUGGGUACCUGCAAGACCUAUCGCAUCCUGGGCAAGACUGUGGUGUGUUACCCCAUCGUCUUUGACCUGAGCGACUUCUACCUCUCCCAGGACGUCCUGCUGCUGAUCGAUGACAUCAAGAACACACUGCAGUUCGUCAAACAGUGCUGGAAGAUGCAGGGUCGACCACUCUUCUUGGUCCUCAUCAGGGAAGACAACAUCAAGGGGAGCCGUUUCAACCCAGUUCUGGACAUGCUGGCAUCGUUUAAGAAGGGCAACAUCGGAGGGGUGAAAGUUCACGUGGACAGACUUCAGACUCUGAUCUCAGGGGCUGUGGUGGACCAGCUGGACUUCCUGCGAGUCAAUGAAGCAGAGAUCCCCGAGUUCAAGAGCUUCGAGGAGCUGGAGCUGCCCAAACACUCCAAGGUGAAGCGGCAGACGAGCACGCCCAACGCCACCGACCUGGAGCAGCAGCCCGAGAUCAACAUGGACGAGUGGAGGCUCAAAUCCACCAAGGAGAUCCUGCAGAAGUUCCACGACUGUGACUGUCUUGCCAGUCAGGCCCAGCUGGCCAGCAUUCUGCUCCAGAAAGAAGGGCCACAGUUCAUCGCCAACGACGAGAACCUGAUGGAGGAGCUGGAGAGGAUCUACAGAAGAGCCGGGAGCAGGAAGCUUUGGUCUGUGGUGCGAUUGGCCGCCAGUCUCUUAACUAAACUAGUGGACAGCCUGGCCCCCAGUAUUACUAGCAUUUUAGUGCACGGCAAACAGGUGACGUUGGGGCUCUUCGGGCACGAGGAGGAGGUGAUCUCGAACCCGCUCUCCCCCGGAGUGAUCAAGGGCAUCAUCUACAGCAAGUGCGCCCAGGAGUGGGAGGCCGCGCUGCAGCAGGAGCUCGUCAUCCACAUCGGCUGGAUCAUCUCCAACGACCCCGGCCUCUUCAGCGGCAUGCUCAAGAUCCGCAUCGGGUGGAUCGUUCAGGCCAUGAAGCACGAGUUGAAGAUCCGUGCCGGUGACAUGCCGGUCCAGGACAUCUACCAGAUGUCCCCCAGCGACGUCAAACAGCUGCUCCUGGAGGUGCUCCAACCCCAGCACACCAGAAGGUCUUGGCUGCACAGGCGCCAAAUCGACGGCUCUCUCAACCGCACACCGCACGGCUUCUACGACCACGUGUGGCAGAUCCUGGAGAGGACUCCCAACGGCAUCAUGGUGGCUGGAGUUCAUCUCCCCCAGCAACCCACGCUGUCGGACAUGACGAUGUACGAGAUGAACUUCUCCCUGCUGGUGGAGGACAUGCUGAAGAACAUCGUGUUACCCGAGUACAGGCAGAUCAUCGUCGAGCUUCUGAUGGUUGUGUCCAUCGUGCUGGAGAGGAACCCGGAACUGGAGUUUCAAGAGACGGUGGAUCUGGACCGCCUGGUCAAGGAGGCCUUCAGUGACUUCCAGUGCGACCGCAGCAAGCUUGAAGGGGCGGAGAAGCAGGAUGGCAUGGAGGUGUUCUACAACACCCCAGCGUUGGGCAGGAGGGGCACGUCCUGCUACCUGACGAAGGCUGUUAUGAUCCAGCUGCUUCAAGGCGAGGUCAAACCCAGCAAGGACGACCCCUGCUCCGUCAGCUGAGCCCGUGGACGACCCCUGCGCCGUCAGCUGAACACGUGGACGACCCCUGCGCCGUCAGCUGAACCCGUGGACGACCCCUGCUCCGUCAGCUGAACACGUGGAGCUUUAUGCUAACACCCUGCUAGCUUUAGGGCCUUUAGUCAGUAGUGACAGUCUUUAAGCUGUCAGAAAACCUCAUGUAAAUGAAACAUAGCAUUCAAGAUAGGCAGUGGAAAGAAAAUAGGCAGGUGACAUCAAUUCUCAACGAAUAAAAUGGCAAGAUAUGAACCAUGCGUUGAUUGUCACUCAAAGCUGUUGUAUUAGGUGAAUUGUUGUGCUUUUUCAGAUUUUCUUGUGUGUAAAUCCUGCUGCAGUAUGUUCACCGGUGAAGCAUGGAGCCACUUCUGUAUUGUGUAGCUAAUUUUGCUUCCGUUUCUAACCAGCCAUUUUGAUGUGAACUUUGGCCGCUCUUUUUGCCUUCGUUUGCCAACUUCACUGUGAGGGAAGUGUGCAAGUGCAUGUGUACUUUAAAAGUGUGUACUUAAAGUAAAGAAGAGAAGCGCAGAGUGUGCAGAUGGCCAUAGCACACUGCUGCACUCAGAGGAAUGUUGAUCUUUAGUUCUUAUUGCCAUCCCUUUCCUCUGGGAACCGCUUUAACACGUGAUAUUUUCACAACUUAUUAUCUAUGAUCAGAUCAUCAUGUGUUGUUUAAAAUAAACUACCAGUGUCAGUUA
This is a messenger RNA of Clupea harengus (Atlantic herring), 3233 nucleotides long. It is a transcript of the gene phkb, whose product is annotated as phosphorylase kinase, beta. Gene Ontology annotation, biological process: glycogen metabolic process. The record is from RefSeq and is a predicted model, not a curated record. Gene Ontology annotation, cellular component: phosphorylase kinase complex. Lineage: Eukaryota; Metazoa; Chordata; Actinopteri; Clupeiformes; Clupeidae. The transcript is spliced from 23 exons. The annotation marks the transcript as partial. Gene Ontology annotation, molecular function: calmodulin binding.